Messenger RNA from Onthophagus taurus, 1884 nucleotides. RefSeq names its product 5-hydroxytryptamine receptor 1D. NCBI's taxonomy places the organism in Eukaryota, Metazoa, Arthropoda, Insecta, Coleoptera, Scarabaeidae. Gene Ontology annotation, molecular function: G protein-coupled receptor activity. The record is from RefSeq and is a predicted model, not a curated record. Gene Ontology annotation, biological process: G protein-coupled adenosine receptor signaling pathway; adenylate cyclase-activating G protein-coupled receptor signaling pathway. Gene Ontology annotation, cellular component: plasma membrane.
UGCUCGAUAAAAGACUGACAGUCAACUGGCGAACAUCAAGGAGGACAGUGACUAAUAUUUUUAAGGUGUGUUUUUAUUUACAAUUUUUAACUUGCGUUAAAAGUGAGACAAAGAUGAAUAAUAAAAUAAAAAUUUUUAUCGGGUACAUAAAUUUGUAAAAUUAUACAAUAAAGUAAUUAGUAAAUAGAUAAUUUUGUGAAAUCUGUAUCAAAUUCAUCGGGGAAUAUUAUCGGUGUUGUUAUCAUGGAGACUACUACGGAGUACAGUUACGAACUCGAAUAUACUACUGUUAACAUGGAUAACGUAACAGCAAACAUAACUACUUCCCAAAAAACGCAACUUUUAUUAUACGACAUUCUCAUACCAACAGUUGGUGUUUUAGCAAUUUUAUUGAACGGAUCUAUAGUAGUUUCGAGUGGAUUAAUUAUUAAAAAAGGUCAACAACCACGUUCAACAUAUUUAUUUCUUGGGAAUGUUGCUAUGACAGAUUUGGUAACAUCGUUUGCAGUAAUGUUUGGACAAUUAUAUCCGAAAGAGAAUAGGAAUCAUUCAAUAUGUUGCUUCCAAAUUGGAUUGAUCGUUUCAAGUACUUUGGCUUCGGUUUAUUCAGUUGGUUUAAUAGCAAUCGACAGAUUCCUUUAUAUUAUUCACGGUUUGCAAUAUCAACAAUGGGUUUAUCCGCUACGUGCUCGAAUAUUAAUUUUGAUAACGUGGAUAAUUGGUUGCGUUGUUGGUUUUCUUCCUUCGAUGGGAUGGUCCGGCGAUUCAAAUGGCGGAAAAAGAUGCUGGUUCGUUUUGGUUGCACCGAAAGAUUUAAUAUUUUUCACCAUUUGUGUCGGAAUAAUACCUUUAUUAAUCGUAAUCAUUUUAUAUUCAAUCAUCUUGUACCACGCAAUAAGAAAAAUAAAUCAAUUAAAACGUGCUCAAAUUGCCGAUCAUGAAAACAAAAUUGACGUAAAUGAUAAAGGUUUAAGAAUAUUUCGAGGACGCGGAAAUCAAUCGGAUACAUCAGAUGUUGAAGUUGAUCAACCAUCGGCAUCGAGAGAAGAAAAGAGUUUAUUUAAAAAAAUUUUUCCUAAAAAACCCAGCGCUAAUCCAGUAAACAAUCCAAGUAAAUGGAAGGCCAUCAAAGUCGUUGUUUUUACUACCGGGAGUUUCGUCAUCACUUGGUGUCCGUACUUUAUUGUUUCCUUGAUGUAUACUUUAUGUAGUGACCAAGCAGAUCCGUACUGUAAAUCACUUAUGGUCCUCUUAGCCAGUCCGUUGGCUAUUUUAGGAUUUUGUAACGGACUUAUAAAUCCGAUAAUCUACGCAUGGUGGCAUCAAGGUUUUAGAACAUUCAUCACCAAUAAGAUGCAAGCGAUACGAAAUAAUCGAAAAUCGGUUGUUUCAUCAAAAAAUACUUCAUCUACAUCGGGAAAUAGAAAAAUAUCCAAUAUUAGCAGCGAUGCGGCUAAAUUGACUAAAUUACAUCAUCGAACACAAAGCAAAGAAAACAUUAUUGAUACGAACAAAGAGGAAUACGGAAGCGAUAAUAAAUCGUUUACCAAAAGUGAUGCUAGUACAAAACAAUCUGAUUUAUCUUUAAAUAGACGCAGUACAACACCAGAAGGAUUUUCUUAUACGGAAGAAUCAACUGAAUCUAAUGUAAAUACGCAUUUAUAAAAUGUAUUUAAUUUUAUUGAUUUAAUACAUAGUUUGUUAAUAUUUUAAAAGAAAAAAAAACUUUAUUAUUAUUGUGGUCUAGUAUGAUCAACUUUUAUAAAAUAAUAAAAUUAUAAUGUAAUUUUGUAAAGAUCAAAAACUGUACACAAUUCCAGUACAUCUUGUUCGUCGCGCACGUCGUCGCUGUUACAAGUUGAAUAAAAGUGAAUUAUUGUAUUA